Messenger RNA from Arvicanthis niloticus (Nile rat), 1632 nucleotides. The record is from RefSeq and is a predicted model, not a curated record. Lineage: Eukaryota; Metazoa; Chordata; Mammalia; Rodentia; Muridae.
AUAGUUGGAGGACGUAGGUCACUGGGGAACAUGACUUUGAAGGAUGUAUCUUGUACCUCUGGUCCUUUCCUCUCUGUCUCUGCUUCCUGGCUGUCAUGAGAUAGUCUCUCUCUGUAGCUCAAGCUAUCCUUAAACUUGAGUCAGUUCUCCGAUCUGAGACUCCAUGUGCUGGAAUCACCAUCAUGAGCCACCACACUCGGGUUGUAAAUGUCUUUUUUAAGCAGGUAGAGAGGCAGGCAGGACAGGGUACCUGCAGGCUAGACCAAACAAAUGGCGGUCAGCAGCCAACUGGGAAGACACAGUCCCCACAGAAGGACAUCAGCCUGGAAAUGUUGCCGGAGCCCCUGAAGGUAAGCAUCGUGGGCUCGGGGAACUGGGCAUCAGCUGUUUCAAAAAUCAUUGGGAACAAUGUGAAGACCAUAAAGAAGUUUGCUUCUCCGGUCAAGAUGUGGGUAUUUGAAGAAGUGGUCAAUGGGAGGAAACUGACAGACAUCAUCAACAGUGACCACGAAAAUGUAAAGUACCUGCCUGGACACAGGCUGCCCGAGAACGUGAUGGCCACCCCAAGUCUCAGCCAGGCUGUGCAGGAUGCAGAUCUGUUGGUGUUUGCUUUCCCACAUCAGUUCCUUCGAACCAUCUGUGAUGAGAUUGCUGAAGUAGUGCCCAGGAAGGCCCGAGGCAUCACCCUCAUCAAGGGCAUAGAUGAGGGCCCCGAGAACCUGAAACUUAUCUCUGACAUCAUCCGAGAGAAGGUAAAGAUAGACGUCAGCGUGAUGAUGGGGGCCAACUUAGCCAACGAGGUGGCCGCAGAGCAGUUCUGUGAGUCCACCAUUGGCAGCAAGGUGCUGCAGAAUGGCCUUCUCUUCAAAGAGCUGUUUCAGACCCCCAACUUCCAAGUCACUGUGGUAGAAGAUUCAGACACAGUGGAGCUGUGUGGGGCUCUAAAGAACAUUGUCGCCAUGGGGGCCGGCUUCUGUGACAGCUUCUGUAGAGGAGACAGCACCAAGGCUGCGGUCAUCCGCCUGGGCCUCAUGGAGAUGAUUACUUUUGCCAGGACUUUCUCCAAGGGCCAGGUGUCCACAGCCACUUUCCUGGAGAGCUGCGGGGUGGCUGACCUUGUCAGUACCUGCUAUGGGGGGCGGAACCGAAAGGUAGCCGAAGCCCUCGCCAGGACUGGAAAAAGCAUUGAGGAGUUGGAGAAAGAGAUGCUGCAGGGACAGAAGCUGCAAGGGCCACACACCUCUGCCCACGUGUACCGCAUACUCAAGCAGAAGGGGCUGUUGGACAAGUUUCCGCUGUUCACAGUUGUGUAUCAAAUCUGUUACGAGGGCAGACCAGUCACAGAGCUGAUACCUUGUCUACAGAACCACCCAGAGCACAGGUAGGGAAGGGAAUGGGGGUAGGUACAGCUUUACCUCACCCAUCUCAGGAUCACACAGGAUGUGACAGUGAGACCGUUACCUGGCUUUCUCCCGUCUUGGACACAUAUGAAUUAGUAUGGCUUCAUUUCUGGGUCAUGAGAGACAACUCACUGACUGAUGUACUGGGUAACAACUACACAUACACAAUGAAUGUGAAAAAACAAAGCAAAGGAAAAAAAUACAGUUUGGUAGUUGAAUCAGGAUCCCAACG